AUGAACAUAUUCCAAAGGGUCGAUUGCUAUUUUCUUGCUUCCUUUCCAAUUAUAAUUUACUAAUUAGUCCUAGAAGUAAUUGAAUAUCAAGUGAUUGAACCAAAGACACUUGGCUUUUAAGUUUCUUCAGCUUCAAUCAUCUUUAUAUUCUAGUUUUAUAGUUUUUUCUAAUAAAAUGAUGUAACUUCGGUUGCAGAAUAAGUUAUCAUCAAGUAAUUAUUGGAAAAUAGUUAUAUAAAGAUUUUCACAAAAAAUUUAGAAGAUUUAACACCCAAUAUAUUAUUAAGUCAGAACACUUCGGCUUAAACCAUUUUCACCACUCGAAAUAAAUUCGAAAACUAGGAAUUAAUUCCGAAUUCAGUGAACAAGGAACUUAAAAUUAAAAGUUUUCUAAAUAGCGACAUCCAAUUAGAGGAAUCAGCUGACUCAGAAAUAGAGAGUCCAAAUAAAUACCAAACCUUCAAAAACCUGAGGGAUUUUAUCAUUAGUUUUGUUUCAAAUUAGUAAACUUAAAAUACAGAUAAUUUAAUUGUAGCUUCUGAAAUUGACAUAGAUUCUGGUAAGAAACAAAAGUUCAAGGUUAUUAUCAAUACAGAAAUUCAAAGGUACUACAUAAUAGCCUUUAUCAAAAUCGAUUCUGCUAUUGUAAGAAAAUAACGUAAUUCAAUAGCAAAAUUCAAAACAAGAUUGGCCAAUAAUUUUACUCAUAAGUUAAAAACUUCUCUUAAUUCAACACUAGCAUAUUUAUCAAAUGCUACUAAUGAUAGAAAUGUAGAUAAGCAUGUCUUAUAAUCUUAUAUCCAUCCCUCAUACAUUCAUUCAAAAAUAUAGUUAUAUUAAGUAUAAGAUUUACUCGAUUAUCUCAAUAAAGAUUAAGAUUAAAUUGGAUUGCAAGUAACCAAAUUUAACCUUCAGUAAUCUCUAAGUUAAAUAUAUGAAUUUAUCGAGUAUUAAUGCAAAGUUAAAAAUAUUACUGUUAAAUUUUUGAUAAAUGGAAAUGAUUGGAAAUUGCAAGAAAAUUAAUUUUAUCUUUAUUCAGAUUGUCAAAAAUUUGAAAGGGUUUUAUUCAAUUUAAUCAACAAUUCAUACAGAUUUGCUCCUUUAAAUGGAGAAUUAACAAUUGAUCUAGUCUAUGAUUCUGCAAAUAAUAAGUUACAUGUAAAAAUCAAUGACAGCGGAGAAGGAAUACCAGAAGAUUAACUCAAUUUAAUAAAUACUCAUGCAUAAUUAUAAAAUAAGUUUAAUGUUACUAAUAAAUAUGUAUCUGCUAAAAAUAAGUCUAAAUUUGGAUUAACUUUGCAGAUCACGAAUAAAUUAAUAUAUAUGUUGAGUGAUUCAAACUGUUCCUUGUAAGUCAAAAAUGAUAAACAAUAAGGAGGAUGUAGUUUUGAAAUGAAUAGUAUACUCGAAAAAGAGUCUAAACAAUCGUCAAUCAGGUAACAAAAUAAAAUAAACCGUUCUUCUAAAUCCUCUUCUUAAAGAUCAAUUUUGACUAGGAAUCAAUUCUUUGAUCCAAUAGAAGAUGAACCAAAGCCUCUAAAGCCUAGAUUGUCGAGAACCUAUUAAAUUCACGAGUCACGAUAUUAGAAUAAUCAAAUAAAGAGGCCAACUCUAUCCGGCAUACGGGAUCUGUAAUUAUCUCAUGUACUUGAUCCGAUCAAUUUAAAUGGAACCCCAAAUCAUCAGGACAAUCGUUUCAUAUUGAUAGUGGAUGAUGAACCCUUUAAUCAUAACACAUUAACUCUAAUGCUUCAAAAAUUGGGUCACAAAUAAUUCCUAUAUAGUUUUAAUGGAUAGGAGUGUAUUGAUAAGGUUAAGCAAAAUCCCUUGGGCAUAAAGACUAUUUUUAUGGAUUUAGAUAUGCCAAUUAUGGGUGGAUUGCAAGCUACUUAAAUACUGAUUAAGAUGAUGACUGAGGGGAAAAUAGACUAUAUACCAAUUAUAGGUUGUACUGCUCAUGACGAUUUUGAGACACAAAUAAAAUGUCUGAAGAUUGGGAUGGCUCACGUGGUGACUAAGCCUGUUUUUAUAAAGAGCUUACAGGAGGCUUAUCGAUAGAUUAGAGAAGAACAAAUAAUCUAAGAACAUCGUAGUGUUUAAAUUUCAAAUUCAUUAGAUAAAUAUUGA
Messenger RNA from Paramecium tetraurelia, 2127 nucleotides. RefSeq lists its product as uncharacterized. Gene Ontology annotation, biological process: phosphorelay signal transduction system. Lineage: Eukaryota; Ciliophora; Oligohymenophorea; Peniculida; Parameciidae. The transcript has 5 exons. The record is from RefSeq and is a predicted model, not a curated record.